Triticum turgidum subsp. durum (durum wheat) is the source of this 1536-nucleotide messenger RNA. The record is from the annotation of a GenBank genome assembly. NCBI's taxonomy places the organism in Eukaryota, Viridiplantae, Streptophyta, Magnoliopsida, Poales, Poaceae.
AUGGCCUGGAGGCGGCUCGCCUCCCGCUCCCGUCGCUGCCCCACCAUCCCCGCCGCCCCGCGGCCCGCGGCGCCGCGUCCGCGUCCGCCGGCGGGACCCGCCGCGGCCACGCCGCCGCUGCGCCGCCUCCUCCUCCCCCUCUCCCCGCCCCGCUUCGCAGCCGCCGCAGCCUCCUCGCCCGCGCGGCUGCUCCACGCCGCUGCGGUGCGCGGGGGGAGCAGGUGGCUCGCGAGCGACGCCUCCGCCUCCGCGGCGAGGGAGCCCUCCGCCGAGCUGGUGGAGGUGCCCCUGGCGCAGACGGGGGAGGGGAUCGCCGAGUGCGAGCUGCUGCGCUGGUUCGUCAGCGAGGGCGACCACGUAGAUGAAUUCCAGCAGCUCUGUGAGGUACAGAGCGACAAAGCGACCAUAGAAAUUACAAGCCGUUUCAAGGGAACAGUACAUGAGAUUCAGUUUGCCCCCGGUGACAUAGUAAAGGUUGGCGAAACUUUACUUAAGAUGAUUGUCAACGGCAGUCAAGUUGUACCUCAUGAUAGCCUAGCUUCAUCCCCUGACAUUCCACUUGGAGUGGAUACUUCUGCAAGUCCUUUAAGUGAAGGCAAUGCUCCUCGUGGGUCUCUCUCCACGCCAGCCGUCAGGCAUCUAGUGAAGCAGUAUGGGCUCAACAUCGAUGAUAUUAAGGGUACAGGAAGAGAUGGUAGAGUGUUGAAAGAGGAUGUUCUGAAUUACGCUGCUAGCAAGGGUCUUCUCCAGGAGCCGCCGUCAGCUUUGGAAGAGAAUGUUGGUCAAGUUGAGUUACCGGAGGGAGGAAAAUCACUACUUGAUUCACAUUUUUAUGAAGAUAAGAGAAUUCCUCUCAGGGGAUACCAGAGAGCAAUGGUGAAAUCAAUGAGCCUGGCUGCAAAAGUACCACAUUUUCAUUAUCUGGAGGAAAUAAACUGUGAUGCUCUUGUACAACUUAAGGCAUCAUUUCAGAAGGAGAAUAAAGAUCAUGAUGUGAAGCACACCUUCCUUCCAUUCCUCAUAAAAUCUCUUUCUGUGGCACUGAGUAAAUAUCCAUUGUUAAACAGCUCUUUCAUUGAAGAAACAAAUGAAGUUACUCUCAAAGGAUUCCAUAACAUCGGAGUAGCUAUGGCUACAGAACAGGGAUUAGUGGUGCCAAGCAUCAAGAAAGUCCAGUCACUUUCCAUAUUGGAGAUCACAAAGGAAUUGUCAAGAUUACAUGAGAUGGCACUGCAAAACAGACUAAGCACCAACGAUAUCACUGGUGGAACCAUAACACUGAGCAACAUAGGCACCAUCGGUGGCAAGUUUGGCUCUCCUGUUCUCAACCUGCCUGAAGUUGCGAUCAUUGCGCUCGGCCGCAUUCAGAAGCUCCCUCGCUUUGAUGAUGAAGAAAACGUUUACCCGUCCUCGAUAAUCAAUGUGACCGUUGGAGCCGACCAUAGAGUCGUCGACGGUGCCACAGUUGCAAGGUUUUGCAACGAGUGGAAAAGCCUGGUCGAAAAGCCAGAGCUGCUCCUGCUGCACAUGCGAUGA